AGGGGGAAAAGGAACAGAUGUUUAAUUGACCACAUUCAACCCCUGCAGAGUGCAGUUCAGAGGGUAUAGAAAGACCGAUCAUUUUUCAUGAAUAUGCAGGAAAAAAGAAAAAUCUUUUAAAGAACGGAAACCAUGUUUUUAUUAGAGAAGCUGGUAAUCUCUUGUACAGAUUAUUUGAAUUGGCGGAAAAAGAAUGAGAGUCGACAUGAGAGACAGGCAGAAAGGAAAAGACUGUUUCUAGACAACGGAAGCAAGGUCUUGGAGGAGCUGGUUGCCACUUGUAAUGGCAAGCAUACUCCAAUCCGUAGCUUCUCCCAUGAAGAACUCAGGUUAGCAACCGAUAACUUUGAUGGUCGUCGUGUUCUUCAUAAAAUCAGGAGUUAUAAAUGGUACAAGGGUUCUCUCGAUGACCGAAUAAUUUCCAUUAAGAAGUACGAAAAAGAUUCGAUCGAGCAAGAAUAUGUCGUCACCGAUAUCGCCAUUUCUGCAAAAGUAAGCGCUCACCAGAAUGUUUUAAAGCUAGUAGGGUGCUGUCUCGAGACUCAACUGCCCACUUUAGUAUAUGAAUCUGCCGUUGGGACCCUUGCCGAUCGUAUCUAUGUUAUCAAAGACGAUGGAACUCGGAACGAAUGUCAGCCCAUGGCAUGGCAGAGCAGGUUGAAGAUUACAAGGGAGAUUGCUCAUGCUGUUGCAUAUCUCCACAACGCCUUCUCCAGACCCAUCAUUCAUAGGGAUAUAAGAUUGGGAAAUAUCUGGUUAAACCAACACGAUGUUCCCAAACUGGCUGAAUUCUCGCUCUGCAUUUCGCUUCCCGAGGGUGAAACUUUUGUACAAGAUGAUGUGCGUGGGAGUAUCGGGUUCUUAUGCCCAAGCUAUGUUGCUACCGGCAAGGUAACAGAGAAAACAGAUGUCUAUAGUUUUGGAAUGCUGCUGUUGGUGAUUUUAACAGCGCAACGUCCUUAUAAUCGCGGUCGAGCAACGUCUGCUGAUGAAGAAGAAGAUGCGAGCUUGGUAAAUUACGUAAGAAAUCAUGCAAUAAGUCAAAUUGUGGAUCCGGCAUUAAGGGUGGAUGGAUCAGAAAGUGGAGUACUAAUAGGUAUGGAGGAACAAUUGCAAUCUGUACUGCAGCUUGCCCUCACAUGCGUAGAUGAGGAUCCAGAGAUUAGGCCGACCAUGAUUGAUGUUACAGAAGAACUACGGCGGAUUGAGAGGUUCGUUUCAUAAUUAUCUUCGAUCUCACGUAUGUACUUUUACAUGAUCCAAAUCCUUUGACGAAC
Molecule: messenger RNA, 1277 nt
Organism: Juglans microcarpa x Juglans regia
Lineage: Eukaryota; Viridiplantae; Streptophyta; Magnoliopsida; Fagales; Juglandaceae
Product: non-functional pseudokinase ZED1-like
Exons: 1
Coding region: 133-1224 (363 amino acids)
Biological process (GO): cell surface receptor signaling pathway; protein phosphorylation
Cellular component (GO): plasma membrane
Molecular function (GO): protein serine/threonine kinase activity; ATP binding; protein tyrosine kinase activity
Source: RefSeq, a predicted model, not a curated record